Messenger RNA from Porites lobata, 945 nucleotides. The record is from the annotation of a GenBank genome assembly. NCBI's taxonomy places the organism in Eukaryota, Metazoa, Cnidaria, Anthozoa, Scleractinia, Poritidae.
AUGAAGAAUUCAUUAGAAAAUGACGUUUUCACUUACAAUUUUAACUGUAAACCUGAGUAUGGAUUAGCUUAUGCGUACACGUAUUUCAACUCGCACUUAAUUUUUCUUUGUCCAGCUUAUCACCCUCAAGGAAUAUUUUCAGGAUCCGAAAAUAAAGUAGGUACCAUUGUACAUGAAAUAGCCCAUGCAAGAGUUUCGAAACAUGACAUAAUUUAUGGUCGUUGGGGCUGUAAAAACCUGGCUAAGGAUGAGCCAUAUAAAGCUCUUAACAACGCUGAUAAUUACGCAUAUUUUGUGGAAACGCUGUACCCUUUCAACAGCGGAGUAGACGCAGCAACCACAACGCCAGAUGGUUUUACAUAUUUGUUUAAAGGAAACUUUUUUGUCAGAUUUAAAGGUAGCGUUACUAGCUUUUCGCCUCGUUGGCCAGUUUUGUUUAAAGAGCGCUUUGGAAAUUUGCCUGCCAAGUUCGGUCAAGGAUUAGACAGUUUUCUUUGUCUAAAGACAUUUGGCUAUUCUUAUGCCACAAAAGGCAGUGAAUACAUUCGUUUUAAAAGCACAAACUCGCCAGCGCUGUCUAAUGGCUACCCCGCAUCUCUUCAGGCAGGAUGGGGCGUAUCUUCAGAGUUUUCCCUAGGUUUUGAUUCUUCAGUUCAGCUUUCUAAUGGUCUCACCUACGUAACUAAAAAGGACUUGUUUAUAAAAUACUCUGAUAAUUCAGCAUCUUCUGUAAAUAGUGGUUAUCCCAAGAAGCUCGACAGUGGGGAAUGGGGAGAUUUGCCAGAAAACUUUAAAAGUGGAUUUGAUGCGAUGACCGUCUUUCAAAAUAAAAAACUUCAUGUGUUCAAGGGGUCCGAGUACAUUCGAUACAGUAAUUUUCCAACUAUUGAUUUAGGUUAUCCUUCACCAAUCAAGGGAAACUGGGGCGACAUUCCUCAAGAUUAA